Chelonia mydas (Green sea turtle) is the source of this 9622-nucleotide messenger RNA. RefSeq names its product macrophage mannose receptor 1. Bases 935 to 5302 code for a protein of 1455 amino acids. Gene Ontology annotation, molecular function: signaling receptor activity. Lineage: Eukaryota; Metazoa; Chordata; Testudines; Cheloniidae. The transcript has 30 exons. The record is from RefSeq and is a predicted model, not a curated record.
GUUUUUUUCCUUUUGUCCCUCACUUUCCUCUUAAAUCCCUUCAUUAGCUAGAUGCUACUGGCUAUUGCCCCCAACAAAGCAAAGAAAUGUCAACUUUUAUCAGGGUUGCUAAGAGAAUUGCUGGGACAAGGGGAGUGUAGACACCCCAGAGCCUUUUGUACCAUCUCUACAUUCCCCUCCCUACUGCUUCCCAAUGUCCUGCCUAUUUAUGCUUCAGUAUCACCCCAUAAAUGCUGUGGUACACACUCUUCACUUUUGCUGAGUGAACCUCUCAAUUUUUUUUUUUAAACGUUUCAAUUUUCAGCUGUGUUAUAAUCCUCCUGUGCUACAAGGAAACAUGCAAUUUAGAAGAAAAUCUUUUCACACUCCAAGUCUAUAUAUAUACUAUUAAAGGAAAGGAAGAGAUAUUUGAUGCUCUAAUGUCUAAAAAUCCCAUAUUACAACCAUUUCUAUAUUCAGGAGUAACGAGAUUACAAGUCAGCAUAGUGAGUAUGUAUUUGAAGUUUAAGGUUUAGCUGUGAAGGCAGGGGGGAAAAUCUGCUCUUUCACUACUGGUUGGACACUUCAUGCUCACCAGUGUCCUCUUUUGAGGGCUGAUUUCCUUGGAAAAUCACUAACAAAGUCCCUGAAAAACUGCCCUCAUCUGUCAUCACUUUAUCACCUGCCUUUCUGUUGGAGACUCUUCCCUCAGCAGAGAAAUUAGCUUAGGAAAGCAAAGUUUGAACUGUGAAUUCCUGUUAUUUCAAAACACCCCAUGUGACAGGAUAUUUCCUUAUCAUUUAGAGCACAGAGAUUUCCCCUGAUCCAUCAGCCCUUCACAAGUGCUGAGGACCUGCUACCUGGCUCGCUUCAGAAAUAUCCUCAUGAUAGAAACUGAUUACAGUUCUUCACCUUUUAUUUUUGUGGUGGGGAAGAAAAUAAUCAAACAUUUGUGAUGACUCUCUCCCUGCUCCUGGUUUUUCUCUCUCUCAUUCAGAGUGCCUUUCAGCUGCUUGAUACCAAACUGUUUUUAAUAUAUAAUGAAGACCACAAGCGCUGUGUACAAGUUCUGAGUUCUAGUUCAGUUACAACUGCGAAUUGCAACCAGGACAAUGAGUCUCAAAAAUUCAGGUGGGUCUCUGAUCACCAGCUGAUGAGCGUAGCACUGAAGUUAUGCUUAGGAGUGCCGUCAAAGAAAGACUGGGUUCCAAUCACUUUGUAUCCGUGUGAUAAGGCAAGUGAACUCCAAAAAUGGGAAUGCAGAAAUGAGACCCUUUUUGCAAUCCAAGGUGAAGAUUUAUUUUUCAACUAUGGCAACAAACAGGAAAAGAAUAUUAUGCUCUACAAGGGAUCAGGACUAUGGAGUAAGUGGAAGAUCUAUGGAACCACAGAUGAUUUGUGCUCCCGAUUCUAUGAAGGUAUGUUUACCUUGCUAGGAAAUGCCAAUGGAGCACCCUGCGUAUUCCCAUUCAAGUUUGAUAGAAAAUGGUAUGCUGAGUGUACAGAUGCUGGCAGGUCAGAUGGCUGGCUCUGGUGUGGGACAACUGACAACUUUGAUGCAGACAAAAAAUAUGGAUUUUGUCCGCUGAAAUUUAAAGGCAUUGACACACUGUGGUAUACAGAUCCAUUGACAGGAGUCUACUACCAGAUAAACUCCCAAUCAGCCCUAAUGUGGCACCAGGCAAGGAAAAGCUGUCAGCAACAGAAUGCAGAAUUAUUAAGUAUCACAGAGUUGCAUGAGCAAACAUACCUGGCAGGAUUAACUAGGACUUUGAGUUCUUCUCUCUGGUUUGGUCUUAACAGUUUGAAUUUCAACAGUGGAUGGCAAUGGAGUGGUGGUAGCCCUUUCAGAUACUUAAACUGGGUUCCAGGAAGUCCUGCCCCAGAGCCUGGGAAAAUCUGUGCAGCUUUGAAUCCUGGAAAAGGUGCUAAAUGGGAAAACCGGGAAUGUGAUCAGAAACUUGGCUACAUUUGUAAAAGAGGAAAUGCCACUUUAGAGUCUUUCAUUAUUCCUUCAGAGACUAAUGUGCCUAUUAAAUGCCCUGCUCAGUGGAUGGCAUAUGCAGGUCAUUGUUACAUAAUUCAAAGAGACACCAAAAUAUGGAAAGAUGCCUUAACUUCGUGUAGAAAGGAGGAUGGUGAUCUGGCUAGUAUCCACAAUGUUGAAGAGUACAGCUUUAUUGUCUCGCAGCUUGGGUACAAGCCAGCGGAUGAGCUGUGGAUUGGACUGAAUGAUCGUAAAGUUCAGAUGUAUUUUGAAUGGAGUGAUGGGACUCCUGUGACAUACACCAAGUGGCUACGUGGCGAACCAACCCAUGCGAACAACAGGCAAGAAGAUUGUGUUGUCAUGAAAGGACAGGAUGGAUACUGGGCAGAUCAUGCUUGUGAAAAGAAACUUGCAUACAUCUGUAAAAGGAAACCUUUGGCAGAAGCUAGUGGGGAAGAGGAGAUCAUUGAUCCAGGCUGUCAAAGAGGAUGGAAAAGACAUGGCUUUCAUUGUUACAUGAUUGCAAGUACGUUUGCAUCAUUUUAUGAAGCAAAUCAAACGUGUGGAAGGAACCAGGCUUACCUAGCUACUGUUGAAAACAGAUAUGAACAAGCUUUUCUAACUAGUCUGACAGGGCUGAGGCCUGAAAAAUAUUUUUGGAUCGGUCUUUCAAAUAUACAAGAAAAGGGGACUUUCAAGUGGACCAAUGAUGAAGCAGUCUUAUUCACACACUGGAAUUCAGAAAUGCCAGGACGAAAGUCAGGCUGUGUUGCCAUGAGGACUGGACUUGCCGGGGGAUUAUGGGAUGUUGUGAAAUGUGAGGAAAAGGCAAAAUUUCUCUGCAAACAGUGGGCUGAGGGAGUUACACGUCCACCUAUUCCAACAACGACUCCUGCCCCCACAUGCCCGGAAGGAUGGGAUUCAAACAAUCGUAUUAGUUUCUGCUUCAAACCUUUUUCAAGAGAACAAAAGAAAACAUGGUUGGAAUCUCAAGAUUUUUGUAGAGCUGUAGGAGGAGAUCUGGCCACCAUUAAUGGUAAAGAAGAACAAUAUGUUAUUUGGCGUUCUGUAGUGAAAAAUGGAUACUAUCAUCAGAAAUUCUGGAUAGGUUUAUACUAUUUGAAUCCUGAUGAUGGAUUUGCUUGGAGUGAUGGGUCUCCAAUGAUAUAUACAAACUGGGCCUAUGGAGAACCCAAUAAUUAUCAAGGAAUGGAACUUUGUGGAGAACUCAGUGGAGAUUCCAGCAUGUUAUGGAAUGACAGGCACUGUGACUAUGUAUAUGACUGGAUCUGUGAAAUAAAGAAAGGAGCAAAAGUAAAACCUGAACCAACGGAGCCUCCUAGUCCCAAAUAUAAAGUCACAGAUGAUGGAUGGAUUAUACAAGAAGACAAGCAGUAUUAUUUCAGCACAGAAAGUGUUCCCAUGGAAAAAGGCAGGGAGUUUUGCAAGAAGAAUUUUGGAGAUCUUGUUGUCAUCGAGGGUGACAGUGAAAGAAAGAUGCUGUGGAGAUAUAUCUUGAAAAAUGGCAAAGAAGAUGCAUAUUUCAUUGGUUUAGAACUGAGUUUGGAUAAACAGGUUAGCUGGAUGGAUGGAACCCCUGUGAAUUUCUUAGCAUGGGCAGCACAUGAACCCAACUUUGCAAACAAUGAUGAAAACUGUGUAGUCAUGUAUAAAAACUUAGGAUUAUGGAAUGAUAUAAACUGUGGUUAUCCAAAUCCUUAUAUAUGUGAAAGGCACAACAGUUCCAUUAAUGCAACACUUUCUCCUACAACAUCUUCACCGCCAGGAGGAUGUCCGGAAACUUGGCUUUUGUUUCAAAAUAAGUGUUACAAAAUGUUUGGCUCAAAUGAAGAUGAGCGGCUGUCGUGGCAUGCUGCACGAACAGCUUGUAUGAAUUUAGGCGGAAAUCUAGUUACCAUCCCAAAUGAACAAGUGCAAGCCUUUCUCACCUUCCAUUUAAAGGAUUCUGUGGUUGAUGCUUGGAUUGGAUUAAAUGAUAUAAACCAUGAACUCAAGUACCUUUGGACAGAUGGAAGUGGAGUCUACUUUACAAAUUGGGGCAAAGGUUUCCCAUCUGGACAACUGGCAUUAUAUUCAUAUGAUAGCCAGGCUGACUGCGUCUUUAUGAAAAAUAGUCCUGUUAAGGAGGCAGGGAAAUGGGUUGAUGAAAGCUGUGGCAACAACAAAGGCUAUGUUUGCCAAAUUAACAAAGACUCCAAGUUGUACCAUUCAUCAACAGCAGUCCCCACAAACUUUAUCCGUUAUGGUAACAGUAGUUAUUUGUUCAUCCAUUCCAAAAUGAAAUGGGAAGAUGCAAGGAGAAAAUGCAUACAUGAGUCCUCUGACCUUGCCAGCAUCUUAGAUCCCUACAGCCACUCAUUCCUAUGGCUGCGAAUGUUAAAGUAUGGGGAGCCUGUAUGGAUUGGUCUGAACAGCAAUCUGACUGAUGGACAUUAUGAAUGGAUUGAUAACUGGAGGUUGAAGUAUACUAAGUGGGCCAAAGGAGAGCCGAAACAGAAAAUAGGCUGUGUUUAUUUGGACCUUGAAGGAACCUGGAAGACAGCAUCCUGUGAUGAAAACUACUACUCUAUCUGUAAAUGGUCAGAUGUUAAAGCCCCCACGGAUCCUCCCCAGCUCCCCGGAAAGUGCCCGGAGACAGAACACAGAUCAUGGAUCCCUUUCCGUGGUCACUGCUACUUCAUUGAGUCUUCAUCUACGAGAAACUGGGCCCAGGCCUCCUUAGAAUGUCUUCGAUUAGGUGCCUCUUUGGUUUCGGUAGAAGAUUUGGCUGAAGCCAACUUUCUGGCACACAACAUAGAGCCACUUGAAGAAAAAUCAUCAACUUUUUGGACAGGAAUGUACAGAAAUGUGGAUGGACAGUGGUUGUGGCUAGACAACACUGCAGUGGAUUUUGUCAACUGGAAUGUCGGAGAACCCUCAAGUCAACAAAAUGAGCACUGUGUUGAAAUGUAUGCAAACUCUGGGUACUGGAAUAAUAUUUAUUGUUCUUCCUACAAAGGAUAUGUUUGUAAAAAACCAAAAACUGUUGAUGUGCAAUCAACUGAGAAGCCCCCAGACAAGAAAGCAGUGAAAAAGGAGGAGAAGAUUCCUGAACCUAGUCACAGCAAAACUGGGAUUGUAAUUAUUGUGGUGAUCCUUAUCCUAGCAGGAGUUGGCCUUGCAGGCUAUUUCUUCUACAGGAAAAGAAAGAACCACAUGUCAACAAAUGACAGCUUUGAGAACAACCUGUAUUUUAAUACUGACGCAGUUCCUGGAACUAGUGACACAAAGGAUCUUGUGGCCAACAUUGAGCGAAAUGAACAUGCUACUCUCUAGUCUGAUAAAUUAAAGAUGGGCCUUGUUUUAAUAAAAUUAUGCAACUGGGUUACCUGAAGGUUUAGGACAAAGCUAUUUUCUCCUGUGCAAACCCUGUAGCAGUCACUUUUUCAGUGUCUGCAUAUUUUUUUUACGUACUAGCAGCAGCAAUUACUUCAUUUCAUAAUCAUUCUAUAGUUGUAUAAGAUUCCAGAACUACUUUAACAAGAGCAUUUCUUAUGAAAAAUAUAGCGCUGACUAAUUAUGAAAUGGAACAAAUGGAUACACUUAAAAGAAUGAAAAUGAAACACAAGCCACUGUGAAUAAGCCUUCAAAGCAUUUGUUUCUUCACCAUGCCUGCAUCACCCUCAUGAGUGUCGGGCUUCACAUCAAUGCAGUCUCUCCAAACUGCUCAGCAAGCACUUGUCUCAUUCUGUUAAUAAUGCACAUAUUCCUGGAAACCUCACUACAAGGGUUUGGCACUGGGUAGCUGAUGGCACUGUAUUUGAAUACAUCCCAUUUAAAAAAAUGCUCUAUAUGGCAUAAUUUCAGUUCCUGUAAUCUCAGACAAUAUACAGAGCCAAAUACGCAGUUCCCCUCCAUCUCACAUCCACUCAGGGGCUACCCAUAAUCGGAGUGCAGGCCUCUGGAGUCCAAGCAAUGUGACUGGCAGACACUACCAGCACCUCUUACUGGCCACAGAAGGGGUUUGUCUGGGUAGCAUGAUGAUGAGACCUUGGCAACACCUUUCUGCGUACCAGCAUAGGUGUCAUUGGUUGGAGGAUACUGGCUAUGCAUAUUCUAAAGAUGCAUUAGCAAUGGACAACUCUCAUGAUGCUCCUCUUGAAACACUGCCACUUAGAUACUCUUUCUCCAUAAUACAGCGUAGCCUUGUAAGAGAGAUCUUGGCCUAUACAAUGCAAUAAUUUUGCUAAUGCACCUGUCAUCCCUAUUGCUCUAGCAGAUCAGCUGUUUCUUUCUAUAAUGUUUUAAGAGUGAAAUAUUUCAGAAACUUUAGCUUCCCAAACAGUCAUUUUAUAAUCUGAUUUUUGUAUAUCUUGUAAAAUGUAAAUCAUGUGUGCAUUACAUUUUUUUUCCUCACACAGAUAUGAAUGUGUGAAAGGAAAAUUUAAAUGUUUCCUUCAUUUAUGCAUUCAACUUUAGUUCUGUGAAAUAAACAAUAACAGACUGUGACUUUUUAAUAGUUUUGCAUUUUUAGAGUACGUAACUCACUAUUCACAUUGAAACCAGUAGGAAAAAUAAAGAGUUAUUCUCUAACUAAUACUGACCUGGAGCAAUACCAGCUUGUGUUGUGAUCAAGUAAUAUUAGUGCGCAAGGCAACAGUAAAUAAGAGGCAACAUCCAGCCACCAAAGCAGAAAAAGAAAAUGGAUAUGCCAACAAUUUUUGUUUAUCUUGCGUGCAUAUUUCAUUGUGGCCUACUGGGUGGCUCCCUGAGACCUUUGGUGUUGUGUCCAGUCCUCAAAUUGUCAUAUUUCUAACAAUCUUAUUGCUUAUUUCACCUUUCCAUAGUUCUUCCCUCUUUCAGAACAAGAGAGCUCUUAGAAGUUGCAGAAAGGCCCUUUUCCAAGUAGUGUCAGGAGUCCUACAGGGAAGGAGACCUGAAGAGAGAAACCUGUACUCUAAGAAGUUAAUUUGGAGUGAGCAUUUUACUAGAGAAACAUAGGCCUCUCCUGCUAGAGCCUGAUUCAAAGCCACCUGAUGUCAAUGAGGGUCUUUUCCACUGACUUCAAUGAACUUUGGAUCAGACUCAUGGAGAGCAAGUCUACCAUGGAAAAGGUGGUACCAGCCAGAAGAGAUUUGAAAGGGAUAAUAGGAGCAGGAAAAGAAACAAGGCCAUCUUUAUUUUUAUUGUAGUAACAUCCAGAGGCCCCCAUCAAAAUCUGGGACUCAUUGUACUACCUGCUGUACUGCAACAAAGGUAGACAAGAUCUCUGUCUGAUUUGAACCAAGCCACAAAAAAUGAAAGUGUCAAUAAGAGAGAAGGAAGGAGAAGAGGAUAAGGAGGGAAUUAGCUUCUGUUUCUGAGCGCUCUGAACGUAAUCCCCACAUAGAGUGAAUUAGAAUAUACAUGGAGUUGACAAAAGGAGGGAUACGUUUAGCAAGAUUUGUAUCCAGAAAAAAUGGUUACAUGCUCCUAACCACCAGUGAAAUUCACCCCAUGCAGAGGGCCUGCAGAAGGUCUAUGAGCAUUUGUGUCCCAUCUGAGCCCUCAAGAUAGUGCUUUUAUCUGAAGUGCUGAUGAAAAAGGCAUGUUUGGCUAUAGUUACUACCGUAGUAUCAGGUUUGGGUCUAACAAUACUGAUUGUAUCAUGCCACUAUAUAAAUCAGUGGUACAUGUUGAUGUAGAAUAUUGUGUUCUGUUCUGGUCACCUCAUCUCUAAAAUGAUAUAGCAAAAAUAGAGGAGGUUCAGUGAAAAAUAAUGUAAAUCACUCCAUUUGAAGACAGAUUGAAAACUCUGGAUUGUUCUCCCUAGAGAGAGGAUGAAUGAGAGAGGUCAUGGUAAAGAUACACAAGAUGAUAAACUUUGAAGAGAAGGCAUAUCAGGAUCUUCUGUUCACACAAUCACUAUACCAGGACAAGGGGGCAUUCAAUGAAACAGCAAAUUUAAACAGGAAUACUUUUUCACACAACACCAGUGUCACAAGAUAUGAUCAAGGCUGAGAUUAGCAGGAUUCCAAAAGGGCUGGAUAUUUAUAAAGACAAAAAUAUCCAUAUUCCAUCAUUAUAAUAGUAUGUAAAAAGACGAGCUUUGGGAAGGCUAUAAACCAGUGGUGGGCAACCUGUGGCCACUUGUAUGAGCCAGCCAGCAAGAAAGGGGGAGUAGGCAAAUAAGGCCAGAACAAAGACUUGCUGCAGUGAGGGGAGAGCAGCUUGUCUUUGCAAGUUAGAAAGACAACCUUUAGCCUGCCCUGAAGGACUACAGCCAAAGGAUUGAUUUGGGAUGUAAGCACACAGCCAGCAAAGGGAGAUCAAGCACAGACAGUGCACGGUAAAGAAAAAAAUAAAAAAUUUCCCUGUGGAAGAGAAGACUGCGGGGAGGGUGUGAAGUUCUAAAGGAGAGAAAUGAAAUGGCAACCUUUGUGAGCAAUAUUAGUGAAUUUGAUGAAAACCAAAAAUCAUGGGUGGUACCUCAAACGUUUUGAGCAAUGUGUAGCUUGAAAUUCUGUUCUCGACAGACGACUUUCAACCGUGCUAACAGUGAUGGGUCCAAAGGCAUGUGUACUGCUCCACGACGUAUGGACUCCAACUGUGCCUGGAGCUCCCACAUAUGCAGCAGUUACUGCAGCAAUGCAGGGACAUUUUUCUCCUACCCCAUUGAUGACAGCAGACCAAUAUCACUGCCCUGAGAGACAUCAGGGAAGUGGAGAGUCAGUAGCACAGUUCAUUGCUGCUCUAAGGAAGUUACCAGAACAUUGAGCAAUGCCCUGCGUGACUAAUGAGUCUCUGAAUUACACAGUGACCAGAUCUGGAAAAAGUUACUGCUGUAUCAAUUCUUUCAUUCAAGAAGACUUUGAGGUAGCUAUUGCCAUGGAAACUGCAGAGAAUAAAUGGACACAAAUCUGACAUCAAGAAUUAUAACAUUCAAAAACCAGUAGAACACUUCAACCUGCCUGGACACUCAAUAACAGACUUAAAAGUGGCAAUUCUUCAACAAAAACACCUUCAGAAACAGACUCCAAUGUGAAACUGCAGAACUGGAAUUAAUUUGCAAACUGGAUACCAUCAAAUUAGGUCUGAAUAAAGACUGGGAGUGAAUGGGUCACUACAAAAACUAAUUUCCCCCUGCUGAUAUUCACACCUUCUUGUUAACUGUUUGAAAUGGGCCACCUUGAUUACACUGGCCUUAUUAGCUCUACAAAAGUGAUUUCCACUCCUUCGUGUUAGCUGUUGAGAAUAGCCCACUUCCACCUUAAUUGAAUGGGCUCAUUAGCACUGACCCCCCACUUGGUAAGGCAACUCCCGUCUUUUCAUAUGCUGUGUAUUUAUACCUCUCUACUGUAUUUUCCACUCCAUGCAAGUGGGUUUUAGCCCACGUAAGCUUAUGCCCAAAUAAAUUUGUUAGCCUCUAAGGUGCCUCAAGGACUCCUCGUUUUUGCUAAUACAGGCUAACACGGCUACCCUUCUGAAACCUGGAAUUCAGUGUGACAUAAGAAGCUCACCUCCUGAAUCAGUGAGACAGAGGACCAUGGGAAUGUAAGGAAUUUCUAUGUGGCUGUUGUGCACAAACUAUGCAUGCUGAGAAGGAUUACUUGACAGGCCAAGUCAUUUGCAGGAAGUGCCAGAAGAAAGGACACAUCACUGUGACUUGUCAUACAG